Coniosporium apollinis CBS 100218 is the source of this 1287-nucleotide messenger RNA. RefSeq lists its product as uncharacterized. The coding region runs from base 1 to 1287 and encodes 428 amino acids. The transcript has 2 exons. Lineage: Eukaryota; Fungi; Ascomycota; Dothideomycetes. Gene Ontology annotation, molecular function: FAD binding. Gene Ontology annotation, biological process: secondary metabolite biosynthetic process. The record is from RefSeq and is a predicted model, not a curated record.
AUGACCGCUCCCACUCAAAAGCCCUUCGACGUCGCCGUCGUCGGCGGAGGCAUAGCCGGCGUGACGCUCGUCAUCGGCCUCCUGCACAACAGGGUUCCAGUCACUUUGUACGAGGCCGCACCGCGCUUCGGCGAGAUAGGCGCCGGCGUCGCGUUCGGGCCCAAUGCGGUGCGGGCGAUGAAACUCAUUGAUCCCAGGAUCGCGGAGGGCUUCGCCAAGGUCGCGACGCAGAACCAGUGGGAGUCGAAGAGGGAUCUGUGGUUCGACUUCCGGUAUGGCGAUGGCACGCACGCCGAGAAGCAUGGAGGCGAGGUCCGGGAUCUGAUACAUCCGCUCUACUGUCCCGGAGGCCAGGCGUACACGCACAGAGCGCACUUUCUGGAUGAGAUGGUCAAGCUGGUGCCGGAUGGGGUAGCGGUGUUUGGGAAGAGGCUGGUUGAUAUCGAGGACAAGGGUGGUGAGGAAGGUGUCCUGCUCAAGUUCGCCGAUGGGUCGACGGCGAGGCAUAGUGCUGUGAUCGGGUGUGACGGAAUCAAGAGCCGGACGCGGGAGAUUGUACUUGGAAAGGAACAUCCGGCCGCGCGCGCCGUAUAUAGCGGGAAGUACGCGUACCGCGGGUUGAUCCCCAUGGAGAAAGCCGCCGAGCUCCUGGGCGAUGAGCUCGCCAGGAAUGGGCAGCUGUACAUGGGCCAACAUGGUCAUGUGCUUACAUUUGCGAUAGAAAAGGGCAAGACAAUGAACGUGGUUGCAUUCAGCAGCAGCGAAACCUGGGACUCGGACAACUGGGUAGUAACAACUAACAAGGACAAGAUGAUGGCCGACUUCGCAGGCUGGAGCAAGAGCGUGGAGAGCAUUCUCACCCUGAUGCAGAAGACGGAUAUCUGGGCACUCUUCAAUCAUCCGCCUUGCGAGACGUACUACAAAGGUCGUGUUUGUAUUCAGGGCGACGCCGCCCACGGGUCAACUCCGCAUCAAGGUUCGGGUGCUGGAAUGGCCAUAGAGGACUCCUACGUUCUAAGCAAUCUCGUGGCGGCAGUAGAAGAUGCUAGCGGCAUUGAGAGCGCCUUCGAAGCGUUCGAUGCGGUAAGAAGGGAAAGGACGCAGCGACUCGUCAAGACAAGCCGUGAGGCUGGCCAAUUAUAUGACUUCGAGCUCCCUGGCGUUUUGGAUGAUGUAGAGAAGAUAAGGAAGAACCUCGAUGGGAGGAUGGGCUGGAUAUGGUACGAAGACAUGCAGGCAGAGCUUGAGAAAGGCAAGAGGCUGAUGAGCGGGAGGAGUAGUUUGUAA